AUGGGUAGGGUAAACAACCCUCUGGAACCUGCAACCUGGCAUGGUAGUAAGAAAACCUUUGUGGCAUUCGUCGGUCUUCUAACUCUCUUCAACAGCGUCUUUGAUUCUACCAUCCCCAGUGGCGGAAUUCGGUUCAUUGCUGCUGCAUUGAACGUACAGGGCGAAUCUCAACUUGCUCUGCCCACUUCCGUGUUCUUGAUCGGAUACGUGACUGGACCCUUGGCCUUCGGGCCCAUGAGUGAGGUUUAUGGCCGACGAGUGGUCAUGAUUGGGAGCUUUGUGCUCUUUACCAUCUUCACACUUGCAUGCGCUGUGGCCCCGAGCUGGUUGGCGUUGAUCAUAUUUCGAUCACUAUGCGGUAUCUUCGCAUCCACCCCAAUUGCAGUCACUGGAGGUAUUUUUGCAGACAUAUACCGCUCUCCUCUGACUCGGGGCCGAGUUAUGGCCCUCUCAAUGGCGGUCACUGCUGCCGGCCCGCAAUUUGCUCCAGUAAUCGCAGGAUUUGUUGCAACUGCGGGAUGGAGAUGGAUUUUUUGGGUGUCGCUCAUCCUUGCUGGUGUAACUCUGGUUCCAGUUUUGUUUCUCCCGGAAACUUUUCAGCCUGCCCUGGUGAAGCAGCCGCAACGGCGUGGUGAGGGAGUCGUCACCAAGGCGCUUGCCCGCCCACUCUACAUGCUUUUCUGUGAGCCAAUCCUAUCAUUCACUUGCCUCUAUCUGUCAUAUGCAAGUGCAAUAUUCUUCAUGUACUUCGAAGCGUAUCCCCUGAUUUUUCAGGGAGUCUACGGGAUGAGCGAUGGUAUCGCAGGAUUGGCCUUUCUCCCUAUCGCUGUAGGAGCUGGUAUCGGAUUGGGAAUCUUCUUAGCAUAUGACUCAUUCCUGCAGCGUGCAAAAUCAAGAAGAACCAGCUGGUCUUCCAUCGAGGAAUACCAGCGGCUCCCUCUAGCAUGUCUAGGAGGUCCCUUGUACAUGGUUGCCCUCUUUUGGCUCGGAUGGAGUGCUUCACUAGAUAUACAUUGGAUCGUUCCCAUGCUGGCGGGUAUACCGUUUGGGAUGGGAUUCUUCCUCAUAUUUGUGGCUCUGAUUAAUUAUCUGAUCGAUGCUUAUCACGAAUACGCCGCCAGUGCCAUGGCAGCUGCAAGCUGUUGCCGCAGUAUCUUGGGAGCCGUGUUGCCACUUGCUGCUGUCCCAAUGUUUCGCCGGUUGGGUAUAGCAUGGGGGUGUAGCUUGCUGGGAUUCUUGAGCCUUCUCAUGUCCUUGAUUCCGUUCGUAUUCAUCCGAUAUGGCGAUAAAAUCCGUUCAAGGAGCAGGUAUGGGCAUUGA
Molecule: messenger RNA, 1320 nt
Organism: Trichophyton rubrum CBS 118892
Lineage: Eukaryota; Fungi; Ascomycota; Eurotiomycetes; Onygenales; Arthrodermataceae
Exons: 5
Coding region: 1-1320 (439 amino acids)
Biological process (GO): transmembrane transport
Molecular function (GO): transmembrane transporter activity
Source: RefSeq, a predicted model, not a curated record